AUGGCUGACUUGGAUGAUGAGCUUCUUGCUUUGGCGGGAGACUCUGAAGAGGAGGCCUCCCCCCAGUCACAAAGCAAGUCCAAAUCUGCUUCCCCUCCCCCUCCUUCAUCCUCCGCCAAGCAACCUUCUCCAGAUCCAGCCCCAGGGAUGGCGCGCAAAGGAACGGCGAAGGUCGUUAAGCGACCGAGGAAGGCGAAGAAGGACGAGUCUGAAGAAGGCGAACUGUCUUCUGCUGAGUCUCGUCAUUCCUUGCAGUCAGCCAGCAUGUCUGAAUCCGACUCUGAUGCCUCUCCACCCGACGUCGAGGAAGAUGCGCCCAUCUUUCCCUAUGAGAAGCUCUAUUACUCGGCCAAAGAUAAGGAGGAGAUUAUGGCACUGCCAGAAAUUAAACGUGAAGAGAUCCUUUCCGAGCGUGCCCAGCAAGUCGAUCGCCACAACCAAGAUCUCGCACUCCGUCGUCUCUUAGCUUCUCGCGAACGUGAACAGGCUCGCGCAGAAGCAAAGAAGAACAAGCGUAAAGCCAGCACAGCCGAUAUAGAAGAUGGCCAACGCAAGAGCACGCGCCAGAAGACCAUGCUGGGCGGACGCAAGGUCGGUGAAGCGUCGGGCGCCAUCGAGGCGUACAAGAGGCAGCGUGAAGAGAAAGGGAAGCGCGAUGAGCUUCGCCGUCGUGAUGCAUCGGCUCGGAAGGCGUUGCGCAGGAGCUCAUCGCAUGACGAGGAUUACUCUGAUGCUGAUGCCGAGGGCGAGAGCGAGGCCGAGUAUGAUCACAAGGCUGAUCGCUCUCCACCAGUUCCAAAGGACGAUCCGCCGGCAGAUCUCAAGGACAUACAGCGUGUGCGUGUCGGACGCAGUAACUUUGCCCAAGUCUGCUUUUAUCCCGGUUUCGAAGAAGCUAUUACCGGUUGCUUUACUCGAGCCAACAUCGGCCCGAAUAGGGAAACAGGCCAGAAUGAAUAUCGUGUUUGCAUAAUUAAGAAAUUUACCGAAGGUCGGCCUUAUGCCAUUGAAAGCACAAAUGGACGUUCCUUCGUCACCAAUCAAUACGCUCUUCUGGCACAUGGAAAGGCAGAGCGCGAAUUUCCAUUCAUAGCUUGCUCGGACUCUCCUUUCACCGAGGCUGAAUAUAAUCGCUGGCGUCAGACGAUGGCCGUUGAAGAAUGCAAGAUGCCCACAAAGUCGAUGCUGGCUGCUAAAGUCGUUGCUAUCAAUAACCUCAUCAACCACCAGUUCACCAAAGAGGAAUUAAAUGAAAAAUUGCGCAAACAAGGAUCCCUGGACAGCAAGAUGAGAACUUGGAAACGCCUCGAGUUGGAAAAGGAGUUGAAGCAAGCUGUGGCAGACGGAGACGAAGAUAAGGUCGCCAAGAUCCAGGCUGAACUCGCGGAAAUUACUGGUCCGAAGCUUGCCUUUGGAACUAGUCUCUACAAGCCCCGAUCGGAGCAGCAGACCCAGGAGCAACGUCUUGCUGAGAUCAAUCUUCGCAACCAGAAACUCAACGCUGAGAAUGUUAGGCGUGCACAGCUUGAAGAGAGAAAAGCGAACCGCAAGAUUGCAGCUGCGGUGGCUCGUGGAGAAGCUGUAGCAGAUCCUUUCGCUCGCGUAAAGACUCGAGCAAAGACCCAUCACGAUGUCAAUGCAACCAGCCGGGCUGCACCCAAGAAGGACAAUGUUCCCGAUGGUGGUAGUGCCAGUGGCAGUGCCUCACCCGCGACUGGAUCUAAUACCCCUGCGAAAGUCGAUACCCCUAGACGCAGCCAAACUCCCUCCGGUAGCCAGACGAAGUCCAAGGGUAUCUCGGUUAUCCGUCAUCAGAACAUGGAUGACGAGAACAUUGCUGCCCUGGACUUGGACAUUGAUAUCGAGAUUUGA
Molecule: messenger RNA, 1872 nt
Organism: Rasamsonia emersonii CBS 393.64
Lineage: Eukaryota; Fungi; Ascomycota; Eurotiomycetes; Eurotiales; Trichocomaceae
Product: RNA polymerase II transcription elongation factor Rtf1p
Exons: 4
Coding region: 1-1872 (623 amino acids)
Cellular component (GO): Cdc73/Paf1 complex
Molecular function (GO): DNA binding; RNA polymerase II C-terminal domain phosphoserine binding
Source: RefSeq, a predicted model, not a curated record